Drepanopeziza brunnea f. sp. 'multigermtubi' MB_m1 is the source of this 1461-nucleotide messenger RNA. Lineage: Eukaryota; Fungi; Ascomycota; Leotiomycetes; Helotiales; Drepanopezizaceae. The record is from RefSeq and is a predicted model, not a curated record.
AUGGCUUGCUUCCGCUUAGUAAAAACAAUUCUCACAUGGCUGGUCUUCGUAUCAGCAGUAGAAGCUGCAUCAAUAACGCCAGCUCCCGCACUAUCGCCAAUACACUACAAAAUCUCACGCCGCUCGGGUAGAUUCCCAGCACCAGACACAGCGAAUUUGACGUACCUGCUUGAAGAACUCAAAGUCAUGGAGGCACGCUUCAAUGCUACGACGCGCGAUUUCAAUGGCAACAAGAUCGUACGCAAACCGAAGCGCAUCCGUGGGACACAGGCCAGCUCGAUACUACUAGGAGAGGUAGGAAGAGAAGGCAAUUGGUUCGCGAACCUGAAUAUAGGAGACCCUGCCCAGGCAGUAGACAUGGACCUUGAUAUGUUGACGGCGGAUUGGUGGGUACUCAGUACGAGUUCUUCGAAAGGCAGCUGGUUUUUGGACUUCAACAGCAAGACCUAUGAUUCCGAAGCGCCAAUCGCUUUUCCGACUUGUCGGGAGCCCACAGAUAUCAUUCACUUACCUACUGUUCAUCGGAUAACUGCGAUCUCCUUCGCACAUUGCAGGCCCGCAAAGCAGUGGAUUCGAGCGCUGCUACCAUCGGGAGCGUACCUGGGACUUGCACCCGCCGCAUCAUUAAGCCAGACGAGGACUGUAGGGCUCCUCCAACAGUUGCUGAGCCAGGACGUAAUCGACACUCCUGUCUGGUCGUUACUGCUGAUCAAUGGCAAAGAAGGCAUCUUUAGCAUUGGAGGGACUUCAGGAGCCUCGGAAAGACGAAUUGAGAAAGAGACGAGCGAGAUGCGCAAUCCAGGAGAACCCGACCAGUCUGGAAGAGACACAGUCAAGACAGAGGCGGCAGAUAUCCCGGGCAAGGAAUGGAGGUGGAUGAAUGUUCAGGGGGCUGAAGGUUGGUGGCAGCUCUUGAUGCGAGGAAUAUGGUUGGAUGGCAUCAAAGUACUGGAGAAUCAGCCUAUUAUCUUAGACGUCAGUGAACACCUUGAUUUCACAAGUAUUCCGGAGUCUUACACGCAGCAGGUCAACACGCCUUUCAUCGUGGCUCCCCCUCUCGCAGCUCGCGUGUUCUACUCUUCGAUCUCGGGAAGCAAACAAUUACCGGCUCCAUAUGACCAAUUUUACGCUUAUCCUUGUUUCAAUCGUCCAAAGAUACACUUCGAAUUUGAACAAGGGAACGUCCAGGUCUUGAAAGGGAAGAGAGAUACGGGUACAUACUCGCUAAGAGGAAGAUUCUCACUGGGUCGUCAGGCAAUUGGUAGUGGCUACUGCAUAGGUAUCGUCAUUGAGUCCAGGAUGGGUGUCGGAACGGCCUUUACUGGAAGUGAAGCGGGAUCUGUGAACGCAGUGGGUGGCAACGGACUGGCAGAUGUUUGGAUCGUUGGGGAGCCUUUUUUUCGCGAUGUGCAGGUUGCUUUCAAUUGGAAGGAGAGGAAGGUAGGUAUGCAGAGGGUGUGA